Messenger RNA from Bombyx mandarina (wild silkworm), 2722 nucleotides. RefSeq lists its product as uncharacterized. NCBI's taxonomy places the organism in Eukaryota, Metazoa, Arthropoda, Insecta, Lepidoptera, Bombycidae. The record is from RefSeq and is a predicted model, not a curated record.
AUGGAGGUGAACUAGUCGUACAAAUGAAGAUAGGCAUUCUCUAUGAGAUGUUAAUUCCAGAAUUUUACAUGUUAGACUGCACUUUACAGUCUAAAAUUAUUGUUUUUUGAGUAAGAGGUAAAUCCUCGGUUUUUAUGUUCAUAGAAUAUAAAACUCAGUUUGGUUAUAUUUUUGUUUUCGUCGGUGAUGAACUAUUGAUAAGUUCUCGAUUGCGUCAUAAAAACCUAUAGCUAUGUUGUAGUGCGUCUCCAUUAUCCUUAAUAAAUUGGGAAAUAUUUCAAGGUAAUCAAGUACUUUUUUUAAAUGCAGUACAAUGAUUGAACUCAACAAAUAACAUGGAUGGUGAAGAAUUCAACCUCCGCUGGGAGGAGGAGGUUGUUAUAAAGAAUAGUCCCAGUCAUUCCAGAGCAGAUGGACCUAUAUGUUCCAUAGAAAAUAUUCAAAGCUAUGGAAAUAUGCAAUCAGAAAUCGACCAAAUAGCUGCCGAGAAUUUGAUGUAUCUUGCUCAGGAUGUUGUCAGCUUUGUUGAUCCUGAGCUAGACCCAAAUGUGGAAUGUGUAACCGAAGAAGUUAUCACUGACGAUUGGGUUACCCCAGGUGGACAAGAGCGAGUUGAAGUACCUAUAGAUCAGCUAACACAUCCCGUUUUACACAUAAAAGAAGAAAAUGAUGUAGAUGUUCCAUUACCAACUGAUCAAGAUGAAUAUACUGCAAUGCGACCAUGGCCAUGCGAUUUCUGCUCACGGCGGUUCCGUAAAAAAGCCGCCUUGAUGAACCACAUGGUUGCACAUCAGAAUGAUAGACCACACGCUUGUAAUCUUUGCGGCGUACGAUAUGUUCGAAAAUGUGAUCUUAUGAAUCAUCUGAAGGUGCAUGCUUAUGUACCUGAAGAUGCAGAUGAAAUGGAUUUUGUUUCAGAAGAUGUAGAAAAAAACCAAAAUGUUAAACCAAAGAAAAAAAGGGGAAGGAGAAAAAAGAAUUCAGAAACAAUUGAGAACGGUUGGGAGAACAUGACGUCAGCGCGCACGCAGCAGUGGUCACGACGAGCACGAAGUCCUCCCCGGCCGCCUCCCACGCCGCCCUCUCCGCCUACCGCCCCCUCUCCCGUCACGCCGCCCCCGCGCCCCGCGCACGCCGCACACCCGACGCCGCCCGCUGACCCCUCCCGCCCCUUCGUGUGCAGACACUGUGGGAUCGGUUUCGCGAGGGAGAAGGCUCUGCAAUCACAUGCGAGGGUGCACGGCGGUGAUUCCCCGGUGGAGUGCGGCGAGUGCGGCGAGCUGUGCUGGUCCCGCGAAGCCCUCGCCUCACACACUCGACAUCGUCACCCGCACGUCGAUCCCCAACGCGCGCUAACGCCUGAACUGAAAUACGAGGCCGACUCAGGAGACGAUAUGGAUUACCAGUUGUCACCUGCAUCUGUUAGCGAAGGUCGAGGUGGUGGAUCUACGGGAAGACCAGUAUACGACACCAUUCGAGGUCCAGAAUUGUUUUGUCCGGAUUGCGGCGUUGCUUUCCAGCGAGCUGAUUUACUCCGACGGCACGUUGCUGCGGCCCACAGUUACAAGCGACACGAGAACUCCGGCUCGUGGGCGGAGCACACGUGCGAAGUGUGCGGCGCCGCGUGCACGGAUGCCUUGCAGCUAUUGGCGCACGCCGAGCUGCACGCCGACCGCGACCGCGACCUGCCCCCACACAACAAUAGAGUGAAACGCACGUCUAAAGGCAGAAGUAAUGCGUCUUCGUCAAACAUCGCUCGGCAGUUUCCAUGUAGAGAAUGCGGGAAAGUGUUUGGAUCCCGCAGCUCGCAGCAGAUUCACAUCCGAAUUCACACAGGGGAGAGACCUUACGCGUGUCGAUUCUGUUGGAAAGCCUUUGCUGAUGGUGGUACUUUACGAAAACACGAGAGAAUACAUACAGGCGAGAAACCUUAUGCGUGCGCUGUGUGCCCUCGCGCUUUCAACCAAAGAGUUGUGCUUCGUGAACAUGUUCGAUCGCAUCAUUCGGCGCCGGACAGAUGUACUAACGGUGGACCCGCAUAUAUAUGUGUUGUUUGCGGUCGGACUCUGCACUCUAGCAACGAACUCGUACAACAUCUCAUACAGCAUUGUGAUGCAAAUACAGCCAUGAAAAGGCAACCACAGUCUGGACCUCGAAAGUAUAAGCGGAGACGGAAAAUGAGCAUGGACUCUUCUCCCGUGCACAACUGGGAGAGCAGCUCCCCGCCGCCCGCCUCCCCGCCCCCCUCUCCGCCGCCGCCCGACUCGCCCCCGCCCCGCGCCUCCCGGCCGCGCCGCACCAGGCUCGCCCACGCGCGCCGCACCAAGCGUCAGAUGAGAUCGCGCCGAACUCCGCGUCAUCCGGCCGACGAUUUGCGUGAGAUAGCAAGAUCGCCGUCGCCGGUCACUCCGCGGACGCCGGAGCCGAUGUCGCCGGAGCCGCCGCCGCCGUCCGCUCCCGCCGACGAAUCCAGACUCUUCAAAUGCGAGAUGUGCUCGCUAGAAUUCGCGCGACGCGAUGAUCUUCUCCUGCACGUACCAGUACAUAUAUGACGAUCGAAAAAGUAAUGAAUUCCACGUAAUUCAACAAUGAAUGAAGAGUUCGUAAUUACUAGUGACUUUAAUUUAAUAUGCAGUUUCGAAAAGGGCACACGUCGCAUAUUUUGUCAAAUACGUUUUUUCGUAUACAUGUCGACGCUUGAAAGGCAAACAUGACUAAUCGA